GCCAAAACAUGGGAAACCUUGGCAAGCUAGUGUUAUUUGUCACUCUAGUCUUCGUAGGAGCCACAAGUGCAUGGUCGACAGACCCUCAGGUUCCUUGCUUCUUCAUCUUUGGAGAUUCACUUGUGGACAAUGGCAACAACAAUGGCAUACUGUCACUCGCUAGGGCUAACUACAGACCCUAUGGCGUCGACUUCCCCCAGGGUGCAUCUGGGAGGUUUACUAAUGGCCGGACGAUGGUCGAUAUUUUAGCACAAUUUCUAGGUUUCCGAAGCUUCAUUCCACCAUAUGCAACAGCUCGGGGGGAUGAAGUGCUCAGAGGCUUGAAUUAUGCAUCCGGAGCUGCUGGCCUUAGAUCUGAGACUGGGAGCAAUUUGGGACAGCACUACCCUUUUGCCGAACAAAUAAACCAUUUCCGCAACACAGUGCAGUACAUGAGGAGGACCUUCAAGGGGAACACCACUAAGCUGAGAGAUCAUCUAAGCAAAUGCAUCUACUUUGUGGGAAUGGGAAGUAAUGACUACCUUAAUAACUAUUUCAUGCCUUUCUAUUAUCCUACUAGCUACGAGUACAGCCCCUCAACUUUUGCAACACUCCUCCUCCAAGCCUACUCGCAGCAAUUAAUGCAAUUAUAUAACUUGGGUGCACGUAAGGUGGCGAUAAUUGGGAUCGGGCAGGUUGGCUGCAUACCUUACGAGCUAGCCCGAAACCGCAACAGCAACAACGGCAGAAAUAAUAGCCAAUGCAAUGAGACGAUCAACAAAGACAUCACAAUUUUCAACAACGGCCUUGUUCAGAUGGUUAAUCGCUUCAACAAACAGAAAUCUGGAGCGAAGUUUAUCUAUGUAAACACCUUUCAGACCUCGAAGGAUAUCGCUGCGAAUGCAGCUUCUUAUGGAUUCAAAGUGGUCGACAGGGGAUGCUGCGGUGUCGGGCGGAACAAUGGGCAGAUAACAUGUCUACCAUAUCAAACACCAUGCUCUGAUCGGACCAAGUACUUGUUUUGGGACGCAUUCCACCCUACAGAGGUCGCCAAUGUUAUCUAUGCCCGGAAAGCAUAUUCUUCCAAGUCGAAAUCCGACGCAUACCCGAUGAACAUACAGCAACUUGCAAGGGCCUGAAGAUGAUGGAAGGGCUCUCAAGGGAACCGAUCUUGCUUGUUGGAGCUAGAAGAAUUUAUGGAUGCUUUCAGCUGUUAGUUAUCAUCAAUUUCCUUUUAGUUUGGCCUUAGUUACUUGCAGUGUUGCUUCUGCCUUUUGAGGCAUCUCUACUUAAUUUGAUGUAUUGGACCUUGGUUACCGUAGUGCUUUUAAGUCAGUCUCCUUUCUUCUUA
Messenger RNA from Phoenix dactylifera (date palm), 1330 nucleotides. RefSeq names its product GDSL-like Lipase/Acylhydrolase superfamily protein. The record is from RefSeq and is a predicted model, not a curated record. Gene Ontology annotation, molecular function: hydrolase activity, acting on ester bonds. Lineage: Eukaryota; Viridiplantae; Streptophyta; Magnoliopsida; Arecales; Arecaceae.